Microcebus murinus (gray mouse lemur) is the source of this 5639-nucleotide messenger RNA. NCBI's taxonomy places the organism in Eukaryota, Metazoa, Chordata, Mammalia, Primates, Cheirogaleidae. The record is from RefSeq and is a predicted model, not a curated record.
UGCCGGGGUGGCUGAGAGAGCUGGAACUUGCCUGGCGGCUGCAACCGGAGGGUUGCUGCUCUGGGGCCUGGGGGAGGGCUGGAGGUUUGAGUGGGGCUUGGGGUGGGGGUCGCAGGAGGCUGGGUGGCGGGAUGAUGGAGGAGGAGGAAUUGGAGUUCGUGGAGGAGCUGGAAGCCGUGCUGCAGCUCACGCCCGAGGUGCAGCUAGCCAUAGAGCAGGUAUUUCCAAGCCAGGAUCCUCUAGAUCGAGCAGAUUUCAAUGCUGUUGAGUAUAUCAAUACCCUGUUCCCAACAGAGCAAUCCCUGGCAAACAUAGAUGAAGUCGUGAACAAAAUUAGACUGAAAAUAAGGAGACUAGAUGACAAUAUUCGAACCGUUGUAAGAGGUCAAACGAACGUGGGGCAGGAUGGAAGGCAAGCACUUGAAGAAGCUCAAAAAGCUAUUCAGCAACUCUUCGGCAAAAUCAAAGAUAUCAAAGACAAAGCAGACAAAUCAGAGCAGAUGGUGAAAGAAAUCACCCGCGACAUUAAGCAGUUAGAUCAUGCCAAACGCCACCUGACCACCUCAAUCACAACACUGAACCACCUGCACAUGUUGGCCGGUGGCGUCGAUUCCCUGGAAGCCAUGACCAGGCGAAGACAGUAUGGAGAAGUUGCUAAUCUCCUUCAGGGUGUCAUGAAUGUCCUAGAGCACUUCCACAAGUAUAUGGGAAUUCCACAGAUCCGGCAGCUUUCUGAAAGAGUGAAGGCUGCACAGACUGAGUUAGGACAGCAGAUCCUGGCCGACUUUGAAGAAGCAUUUCCUUCCCAGGGCACCAAGAGGCCAGGAGGACCCAGCAAUGUCCUACGAGAUGCCUGUCUGGUUGCUAAUAUUUUGGACCCCAGAAUCAAACAGGAAAUCAUCAAAAAGUUUAUUAAACAGCAUCUGUCAGAGUAUCUAGUACUUUUUCAAGAAAACCAAGAUGUUGCCUGGCUGGACAAAAUUGACAGACGCUAUGCCUGGAUAAAACGCCAGCUCGUGGACUAUGAGGAGAAAUAUGGCCGUAUGUUUCCACGUGAGUGGUACAUGACGGAGAGGAUUGCAGUGGAAUUUUGCCACGUGACAAGGACAGAACUUGCCAAGAUUAUGCGUACCAGAGCUAAGGAAAUUGAGGUGAAAUUGCUUCUUUUUGCUAUUCAGAGAACAACUAACUUUGAGGGGUUCCUUGCAAAACGCUUCUCUGGCUGUACCCUGACAGAUGGAACCCUGAAAAAACUCGAGUCUCCACCCGCAUCUACCAAUCCUUUCCUGGAAGAUGAGCCGACACCAGAGAUGGAGGAGCUGGCAGCUGAGAAAGGAGAUUUGGAUCAACCAAAGAAGCCCAAAGCCCCAGAUAAUCCAUUUCAUGGCAUUGUUUCCAAGUGUUUUGAGCCUCAUCUCUACGUGUAUAUUGAGUCCCAAGACAAGAACCUUGGAGAACUGAUAGAUCGGUUCGUGGCUGAUUUCAAAGCCCAGGGGCCACCUAAGCCCAACACUGACGAAGGCGGUGCCGUGCUCCCCAGCUGUGCUGACCUUUUUGUCUACUACAAGAAGUGCAUGGUGCAGUGCUCUCAGCUCAGUACGGGGGAGCCAAUGAUCGCUCUGACCACCAUCUUCCAGAAGUACCUCCGAGAAUACGCCUGGAAAAUCCUCUCUGGCAACCUGCCCAAAACCACAACCAGCAGUGGAGGGCUGACCAUCAGCAGCCUCCUCAAGGAAAAGGAGGGCUCAGAAGUAGCCAAGUUCACCCUAGAGGAGCUCUGCCUCAUCUGCAGCAUCCUGAGCACAGCAGAGUACUGUCUGGCCACCACCCAGCAGCUCGAGGAAAAACUCAAAGAAAAAGUUGAUGUAAGUCUGAUUGAACGAAUCAAUCUGACUGGAGAAAUGGACACCUUCAGCACUGUCAUCUCCAGCAGCAUUCAGCUGUUGGUGCAGGAUCUGGAUGCUGCCUGCGACCCUGCCCUGACUGCCAUGAGCAAGAUGCAGUGGCAAAAUGUGGAGCACGUUGGUGACCAGAGCCCCUACGUUACCUCUGUCAUUCUUCACAUUAAACAGAACGUCCCCAUCAUCCGUGACAACCUGGCUUCUACACGGAAAUACUUCACUCAGUUCUGCAUUAAAUUUGCAAACUCCUUCAUUCCCAAAUUCAUCACUCACCUCUUCAAGUGCAAGCCAAUUAGCAUGGUGGGAGCAGAACAGCUGCUGCUGGACACUCACUCGCUGAAGAUGGUCCUGCUUGAUCUCCCCUCCAUCGGCUCUCAGGUGGUGAGGAAGGCACCCGCCAGCUACACUAAGAUUGUCGUGAAAGGCAUGACCCGGGCUGAGAUGAUCCUUAAGGUAGUGAUGGCCCCUCAUGAACCCUUGGUGGUGUUUGUUGACAACUACAUCAAACUCCUCACGGACUGCAACACAGAAACUUUCCAGAAGAUACUGGACAUGAAGGGGCUGAAGCGCAGCGAGCAGAGCAGCAUGCUGGAGCUCCUGCGCCAGCGGCUCCCCGCCCCGCCCUCGGGGGCAGAAGGCUCCAGCUCACUGUCUCUGAUGGCCCCAACACCGGAACAGGAGUCGUCUCGCAUCCGCAAACUCGAGAAGCUAAUUAAAAAGAGACUGUAGGAGCGUCGGGGCACUGUUCUUUCCCUGGCCGAUGACCCUCAGCACCCAGUUCCCUGGAAGGCCCCCCAACCUCUCCUGUGCUCCCCGGGACUGUCAGAUCGUCAGUGUUGAAGCUUUCUGGGACAUCUGGGUUGUUAAUGCAUCUCUCCCAUGCCCUGUCUUAAUUCCUGUCCAAACUGGCGACGCUGAGUGAGGGCCGGUUUAUGAUAAGGCAGUUUAGAUUAUGUCUGAUUCCUGAAGGAGAGGCAACAACGUGAAGGUCCCUGUGUUCAGGGCUGCUCUUGGCUGGGGGAUCGUCAGCGGCUCUUGCAGCCUCAGCACGGCAGCCAGACCCUCUGACACGUGGGCCCCCUUCCCUGCUGCACACCUGCCCAGGCAGCUUGGAUGGGGAGGUCCGGAUCCCCCCCUUCUUCCCGCUGCUACUGUUGAGACCACCUCUGCAGCCAGAAUGCUGAGUUUUCCUCCUGUGUCUCUGGGUUUGGUUCUAGGGCCUGAGUUAGUGAAGUGGCAGGUGACAGGUGGAAAACCAGCCUUUCUUUCUGAAGGCAAUGGACGUGUGCAUACUUUUCCGUGUAAAUCCCAGUUUCCUAGUACGUAUUUUGUUUCUGGUACUUUUCAUGCCUUGGCCAGGUUGUCCCUGUGUUCUCCCCAUUUCUUAGUAAUCUCUAAAGGGAGAGAGGCCCUCAGUCUCUCUCACCCCAGAGGGUUGCAUGUGCCAGGCCUCGGAGGCAGGUGUCCUGCUGCCGUGAGGCUCCUGACCUGGGUGUGGGACAGACCCAGAUGUGACUUGGAGACAGGGUUCUGCUGGGCACACUCACUGGAGUAUGAGAGCAAAUUAUUUUCUCCAUUUCUUUGUUCUCACUCUGCUCCUAACUUCUAGAAAAAGGGUUGCCUUCUGGACAGGGAAAACAGAAUGUUCUCUUGGAAAAUAUUCCUUAGGCUUUCUCCUUAGAUAAAGCUAUGGGAAAACCCCGGAGGCCUGUACCCUUCUAAUCCCUUCCUGUCCGUUCAUUUUCAAAUCCAGAGUACUUUCCAGAGUCAUCUGAAACAACAAAGGUGCAAUGGCUGGGCAACAUGUUACCAUGUUCCUAAUGAGAAAGAACCUGGGUUCAUGGACACCUUAGGAACAGAAUAUAGACCUGUACACCAGGCUGAGAACCUGGCACCACCCAGCACGCAGCCUGCCCCGGCCUGCCCUUCCUGCCCACCGCUGGUUCUCAGUGGCAGAGCGUGCAGAGGAGAAUCGCCGCAGAGAACCACUUCGGUCCUCCCGCAUGAUCCUGCAUCCAGAAAACAGGCAACAUGUCGGGUAGUUGCCCUGAUGCUCUUGGUUCACAUGAAACUAAGCCUCAGUGUACCAUGACCACAACCACAGGCCAACCGGUGUUGGUGUCAGCUUUUGUUCAAGAAUAAUAUUAAUUAAUAUCUGUUGGCCAGGUUGGGGGGCGCUGAGGAGGAAGGUGGAGCUCUCUACACAGAAUGCUUAUAACAGGCUUGGGAUAAAAUUGGGACAUCAAGCAGCACUCAGACAUGAGUUUUCAGGACAGGGGAAGUUUCCUAAAAAUCCAUAGAACUUGCAACAGUCAUCCAGUAGGAAACUUGAAGGUUUGAAAUCUGCCAGAAGCACUGCUUGGUCCUCCCCAGCUCGUUUUCCCAGCAUCACUGUGCAGUGCUCCCUGCCCGUUCCCUCAGCUCCCUCCCCGGCUCCGUCCGGCAGCCCCAGCCUUGACCCUGGGCCUCAUUUCUUCAUCAGUCUCCAGCCUAUUCUUGCUGGUCAGUACGACUCUCGCGUAUUGGGCAUCUCAAAUUUGAGAACACUGAAAAGAAAAUAAGGCGUGGAAGACAGAGGCGUGACCUUGAGCUGAGCUCCAUCAGGAAAGGAUUCCAUUCAUAAACAAGGCGAGUGCAGGAGGGGCGGGGAGGGCACUGGGAGAGCACCCGGAGCUCGGCAGGGGGGUCCUGCCUGGCUGUCGUGGGGCCCCGGCGAGGUGCCACAGGCUUCAGUAACUGCCGAGAAGGGGAGUGACCCAUCUCCAGACAGUGCGGACGACCCCGCCAGCUGUGUCCACCCAGGGGAGCUGGGAAAGCCGGUGGACUCCGGCACCUGGUUCUUGUCACUCUCGGUGUUUACAAAUCCACACUUCUCUUCUCUCGGCUCAUUCGUGAGGAGCCAAGUUCUGGCCAUCUCCGUAACGGCAUUGAGAUGUCAAGCUGCUGUUUUCCACGCUUGGUGGUCACAGCCUGGGAAGUUGCUUUCUUGAUUUAUUACAUUGUCAGUAAUCCCCAAGGAGCCAACAGAUGUCAGUAGGAGUUACGUUAACUGUCUCGCUGAUGGGGGCUGGAUACUGUACGCGCAUCCUGUAAAGACAAAGCAUGCUUCUCCGCCGGGGAUGUGCCUCCGAAUCACCUGGGCCCCUUUUAAGAAAUACAGAUGCCGGGAGACUUUGAGUCAGGAAGUCUAGAGUGGGGCCUGGCAUAUAGGUUUAAAAGGUCCAUAGGUGAUUAUAAUAUUUAUUCCUUGCUAAGAACCAUUGCAGCAGAGAGAAAUUUGCUUUAUUGAAGGGCCCCUGUGGCACAUUUGUAUAAACGUAAGCAAGCUCUCUAAGCAAGGGUAACGGCUGUGCGCCAAGCUGGUACCGGCCUGGUACACGUGCCUUGCUGAGAGCUGGCAGCUGCGACUUUAAACUUGCGUUGUUGGUGGGGACUGUGUCAGGUAUCAGGCUCUCCCCAUGCUGUUUAGGAUUCUUCUUGAUUUGACCAAAUCCCAAGCAGAAGCCUUGUGUUAUCUUGUUUUAUAUGUUAUUCACAAUGAUGUAUAUAACAGGAACAACUAUGAUAAAAGCAGAAGCUAACAGCUCUGUGAUCCAGCUAAACUUGUGCCCAUUCCUUCCCUCCACUUUCUCGAGCCCCUUUAAGAAGCAAAAAAACAAAAACAACUUUGAAGUCACUUUGCGGUUAAAAUAAAUACUGGCAAUUUACAAUCAAUAAAGAAUUCACUAGUGCUCUUAU